This is a messenger RNA of Theobroma cacao (cacao), 1154 nucleotides long. RefSeq names its product short chain aldehyde dehydrogenase 1-like. The record is from RefSeq and is a predicted model, not a curated record. Gene Ontology annotation, molecular function: oxidoreductase activity, acting on the CH-OH group of donors, NAD or NADP as acceptor. NCBI's taxonomy places the organism in Eukaryota, Viridiplantae, Streptophyta, Magnoliopsida, Malvales, Malvaceae.
CUUCUAUAAAAGCACAAGGAACCAUUGAUUAUGAUUCAAACUUCAACAAUUCUUCAUUGCAAGCUUGAGGAGCUCUUCAUUGCAGUAGUGAUCUCUCAUCGAUUUUAAGGGAAAGAUGAGUGCCAAUUCUUCGGUGGCUUCAAACCUAAGAAGGCUACAAGGUAAGGUGGCGCUGAUAACUGGAGGCGCUAGCGGCAUAGGUGAGUGCACAGCAAGGCUUUUUGUCCACCAGGGUGCAAAGGUCGUCAUUGCAGACAUCCAAGAUGAUCUUGGACAAUCUAUAUGUGAAGAACUUGGCCACCAAAGCAUCUCUUACGUUCACUGUGAUGUUACAAGCGAUUCAGAUGUCCGAAAUGCAGUCGAUUUGGCUGUCUCCACCUAUGGAUCGCUUGAUAUCAUGUUCAACAACGCCGGUAUAGCCGGUCCAGAUAAGAGUAUAGUUUCUUCAGAUGAUGAGAAAUUCAAGAAGGUUCUUGAUGUCAAUGUCUUUGGAGGAUACUUGGGUGCGAAAUAUGCUGCCAAGGUGAUGAUCCCAGCCAGGAAAGGAUGCAUUCUCUUUACUUCAAGCGUGUUCUCAGUGAUAGGUGGUACUGAUGCCGGGCAUGCCUACGUUACAUCAAAGCAUGCACUUGUAGGAUUGGCUAAGAAUUUGUGUGUGGAGUUGGGGCAGUAUGGGAUAAGAGUGAAUUGCAUUUCGCCCUUUGGAGUGGCAACCCCACUGCUAAGGAAACCGUUCGGCAUGAUGGAGAAGGAGAAAGUGGAGGAGCUGGUUUCCAAGGGGGCAAACUUGAAGGGGACAGUAUUGAAACCUGACGAUGUUGCUCAGGCAGCUCUGUAUUUAGCAAGUGAUGAGUCCAAAUACGUAAGUGGACUCAAUCUGGUGAUUGAUGGAGGCUACAGCACAACGAAUCCCUCAAUGUCCACGGUCAUCAAGAGCCUGUUUUCUUAAAACCAAUUUGGUCUGGAAUUUACGACAGUCAUGGUAAUGAAUAUAAUUCUUGUGCCCCGUUGUCGCUAGCUCCCUGCCUCAUACUCGCAUUAUUGUCAUAUUCUUGCUUCAUGCUUAGAUCAUUGCCACGUGUCUAAGAAAACAACUUAAAUUGGAUCAUUUGUUACAAAUUAUUGCAUCUUACCGUGCAUAUUUAUUAUUGGUU